AUGAGAUAUUUGCUUCCUGUGCUUGCUGGUGCUGCGGCAGCGGCUGCGGUGCCUUUGGCGCAUCGGGCCUCAACAACAUAUUUCUUCACCUUUGGUGAUUCAUAUACUAUGACCAGUUUCAAUGAUCAAGGCACACAACCAUCGGCUUCGAAUCCAAUGGGCAACCCCACCUUGGGAACUGGAGCAACAGGAGGUGGUAUCAAUUGGGUCGGGUAUUUGACAACUGUGGACAAUGCCUCUCUAGUCCUCAGUUACAAUUUGGCCGUUGGCGGCGCGACUAUUGACAACUCCAUCAUCAACGCUGGUGUUGAGGACAUGACCACCCAAGUGGCUGACUUUCAAGGAACAUACAGCAAAAAGCCAUCCAGUGCGCCAUGGACCUCUAGUGAUGGCGUUUUUGGAUUCUGGAUCGGAAUCAACGAUGUGGGCUGGGACUUUUCGAGCACUAAUGCCAGUGUUAUCGUUCCGGAGUUGAUGGCUCAGUACAAGUCGCUCAUUGAGGAAAUUUACUCCGAUGGGGGACGCAAAUUCCUGUUCCUCAAUGUUCCCUCUGUCAGUCGGAGUCCAUAUAUCCUCGAUCAGGGAGAAAGUGUAUCCGAGCUGCAUGCGGCGUGGACUACUGUCUUCAACAAUGGACUCAGCGCCAUGAUUAAGGAUUUCAAGACCAACCAUAAAGAUGUGGUAACAGUUCUCUAUGAUUCCUGGACGUUCAUGACCGGAAUUCUGGAUAAUCCCACCGCGUACGGAUACCCGGAUGCAACUUGCAUCGAUGACGACGGAGAAAGCUGCGUUUGGUGGAAUAAUUACCAUCCGGGACAGAAGUAUCACAGGUUGCAAGCGGCUGAUAUGAAGAAGUACCUUCAACCUCUGGGUGGAUGGUAG
This is a messenger RNA of Penicillium macrosclerotiorum, 882 nucleotides long. RefSeq names its product SGNH/GDSL hydrolase family protein. Bases 1 to 882 code for a protein of 293 amino acids. Gene Ontology annotation, molecular function: hydrolase activity, acting on ester bonds. NCBI's taxonomy places the organism in Eukaryota, Fungi, Ascomycota, Eurotiomycetes, Eurotiales, Aspergillaceae. The transcript has 5 exons. The record is from RefSeq and is a predicted model, not a curated record.